CGUACGUACGUACAUAGAAAUGAGACGAGACAUUCAAUUGUUCCGCAAACGUAAUCGGCAGCGAAAUUACCGAGACCGUAAUUAUCGCCGAACUGACGUAUGUCAAAACCACCAAAAUUUCUCGUAACCGAUACACGCCAGUAGCAGCGGGUCGGGUUAACAGCGUGGAUUAAAAUCAUGCGGUCGGUAGUGCAGAAGAAAUCCACACAUUAGCCAAUUGACGAAACAGAAAUACCUGCACGUCGAUCGAUAUUAUGCCUCCUUUACGCCCGAAGUACGAAUGAGAAAAAAAAUGUGACGAAAAGCUCGACCACAUUCGGAAACGAUAUGGAAAUCGAGGGAGAAUUGUCGGGCGACGUUUUACGCGUAGACCAGUUAAAAAAAACUCGCAGAAAACGUAUGAGAGUACAAGAUAACCGGAAGUGUUUGGAAGAUACCGCGUAUCUCUCCGCGUGCCCAGUUCCUCGCUCAGCGGGAAUAACUCGUCUUCCGGUCGAAGUUCUCAUCGAAAUUUGUACCUACUUGAAUUCCCGAGAUCUUUUCAAUCUUCGCGAAGUUUGCGAGUUCUUCAAAAUCGUGGUCAGCAGCCCGGUGGUGUGGAGGACGUACGAGGUCACGGGUAACGAGGUAAACACUUACGAAGUUAUCGACGAGUUGCGUCGGAUGCCGUUUCUCAGGAAAUUCAUCCUCGCCGCGAGGACGGACUGCGACGAGAUCAUACGUCAGUUGUCCGUGACGAACAAGAGCCUCGAGGAAUUGCACAUUUUGAAUUGCACCGGGUCAGCGGCAAAGCUUUACUUGAAGCCCAAUUACCUAAUAAGGAUAUUGGACAGAUGCAGCCGGCUGCACACCAUCAAUAUCCUCGGCUGCAGGUUCCGAGGUGUCAAAUUUUACCGUCGUCUGGCCGAUAUGGGAUUACGAUUGAGGGCCGCUAACACCCCCGCCACUUACCUGCAAUUCAAAACGUUCGCCGACAACGCUUUACACAUUCCCGAAGCCGGUAGAAAGGUCAUAAUCGAUAUGUGCUUCGGUGUUAGACAGUGGUCACCGUUGCACUACUACGUCAUCGACCAAAGAGGAUCCGCACCUACGGUUCUGAUCAGUUACCUGAACAGAGAUUUCAUUUCGGUUCUCGUUUUGGACGAGGUCUGAUCCGGAUAAAUUUUUUUUUCACGCAAACAACGCACCGCUAAAUUUACUGGAAGAAAAGAAUUAUUCGGACCCGAGGUCAUCCCCAGAACUUUGCCCUUGCCACGCAAUGGUAAAGAUUUUAUUCGGAACGAUGACUUUAUCUCGAAGUCCUCGCACGCGAAAAUUCUCCUACACAUUACGCGCGUCCCAUCGAUCUUGCCGUGCGCUACAAAUUGUUAUUUCGACGGACGUGUACGGAUUCAAUAUCGUAAACAUGACUCUGGGUAGAGAGACAUGUGCACGUGGGGGGAUCCGUAUAGACGGAAUAUUUGGGUAACGUCGUUCAGUCACACCAUUUUUCAUAUUACCUGCGUUACACAGGUAUAACUGUGUAUAUUUACUCACACGAAAAGCGAGUCGCGCCGCUAUAAAUUAUAUGAAAAUCGGAAUAUGCAAUCCGUGUGCACGCGUUCGGGGAUAAACGACGUGAAAAAUGUCAUGCAGAUGAAUAAAUUCAUCGUGUAUUGUUGAUAUCGAUCCGCGGAGGUCAACGACACGCCAUCGUCAUUUUGUCUUUAGCUUUUGUAAACGUGUUCGAUAGUACAAAUACUGCAUUUGAUUUUGUAGAUCGAUUAUAUUGUAAAUACAUAUGAUGUUUUUUUACAAAACGGACUCCACAUUAUUCUUCUCUUUCAAAUUUCGAAUCGAGAGUGCGUUAGAAUUUUAUUAGCGCACGGAGCGCUUAUACAUACGGAAAGAGAAAUAUUAGAAAAACGAGUAUCGAUUUGCCAGUCGUAUAAACGGCACUGCAAUAACGAUCCCUAUCAAGUCCUUGCGGUGCGAUACCCACCGGGUGGGCGGAGGAAAAACAAUAUCUAAAAUUGAAUGAAAACCGUAUCGUUUUAUGCAUUUCGUUGACAAGGUUGUACGAGUUAAGGUUUCGUGUGUCCACCCCGUAUAUACCUACGCAGGUAAAUGCGAGUAGAUAUCUGCAUUAGACUUUCAAAUGUUGAAAAUCGAUAUCCCACCGUGCAGCUCGCGUCACUCGUGAUUAAGACCGCAGCUGUUUUUUUUUUACGCGAGUCUCAGACAAAGUGUUUAAUCGAUUAAUCGUUAAGCCAUUAUACCUAUUAACAUAUAUCGCUCGUACAUCACUCCUCAUUUUACCGCUCGAAAGUCAAGGGUGAAGAACACGCCCAACGAUCUCUCACGGCGAGUGGGAAUCUCGACGCUUUGAAAAAUAGCACGUGAAACGCGAUCGAGUUUCCCGGUCACCCCGUAGACGAGCGAGCGAUUCGACGGGACUGGUUUAUCGAAACGCUAUACAUCGAAGACGUGCGAAUUAAGUUCAACAAUUAAUUACGACUCACUUAUCGACUCGCGGCGCGGCAAUUAACGAUUCAUUGACCGUACAAGGUAAGUGCGAAAAAGUAAAAGAAGAACUACGGCGUAACCUGUGCGUACGUGCAUACUUUCCAAAGAAAUAGAGCAGCCGGGGUGUUCUUUUUAUUUCGUACAUAUCGGCAAAUCAAUGCCAUCGCUUACUAAACCGGAACUGAAUCAGACGACGCUCUUUUAUGGCGAACGAGACGAAGGAUUUUUUUACGGAAGCGAAAAAAAAUAUCGUCGCAGAAUCUCGAGGAGCUAUAGGAGGUGAAAUAUGGAACGAUCGUUAAUUUCGCCGUACUUGCAGUACUCGACCAACGAUACGAGAAUCGCGUUUGCGAUUUCUUAUCAAAAGAUUGGCGAGGGAUUACAGCGUACCCUAAAUGUUUUAUCGUACGAAUUUCACCUUAAUUGUUUGUCGUACACUUCAAUCUGUGCCGGACAUCUUGAUUUGACGCGUGUAUUAUUUUUUCGAAGAUUAUAACGUUCACGUGGAGCGCUACUCCGCUCGUUUUCUCCGAAGAGUCUCUCUUAAACUUUACAUGCGUACAUUGUCUGUACCGUCCGCAUUUACCCUCGCGCGGAGUUCCGCGUCGCGAAAAAAAGAUGCUGAUUAUAAUUACAACGAAACGAGGUCACUGUGCUUCACCGUCUUUGGAAAUGCUCUCCCAUACGAUAAUUAACGACUAACUGGUUAAUUGACGGUCGAAAGGUCGACCACGUGUCCGCGAACGAUAUCCCUGCGAAAUUGCCUCCAAUAACGAGAAUUACGCACAGGCGACGAGACGUCGAUUCAGAUUCCUGAUCGAUCGCGUCUUAAAAUCGAUCAAAUUUUUCGAACCGAAAUAAAGGAGAGAGAAAAAAAAUUUUCAUUACUUCGACGUAACGUUUGUUUGCGGCAAGCGUGACUCGAGCCCGUUACUACCAGUUGGAAAAUAGAGGAAUGCUAUCUAUGCAAAUAUAAUAGGAUGAUUCCGUGAUCGUAUAGCCUGCACAUGGGACACGGACAGGUUGUAAUAUAGAUGACUUCUUCAUUCAUGAAGCGAACAACAGGUAUUUCCGAUUUUGCCAAGCCCACUCCACAUCUUCGAGUAUACGUAGGUAUUACGCGUGUACGCUAUACGUUACACGUAUUUCAGCGUCAUACCUAACAUACGUGUGACCGGAAAUCGUGCGACCGAUCGACGGCAUUCGACCAAUUUUCUCUGGCUUUGAAUUAAUUCGACCGUAAAUCAAAUCGCCAUUCGAUAAAUUCAAUUGAAUUUCGCUGAAAAAAUCAUCGUCGCGCACAUAGGUAUGUGACAACGCCUUCUCUCACUGCAGCGCGCGCUGCAUCGGGAAUCCAAAAAAAAAAGGAGUAAAAAACCAAAAAAGAGUAGAAGAAACACGUAGGGAAGUUACUCGAGCAGAAUGCAAUUUUUUUUUACCUCGUAAAAAGAAGAGGAGUAUUGUGAACGGAAACUUAAUGGAAUUAAAUCUAUUUAUAGUCACGGAACUGAUGAGAUAAUUGCUCGUUUUUAUUUCUCUUUUCUUUCGUUAUUCUUUCGUCAUUUUACUACGGCGUCAAAUCGAAUCGUCACCGUGAAAUUUGGGCAUCUUUUAUCCGGGUCAUUUGAAACCCUCGCGUAGUUAGCCCGCCCAAAAGUCUCGAGAACCAUCAAGAACAGAAAGAAAGAAAGGCGAGUCGGUUCGCAGAUAACGUUUGAAAUUUGGGCCGGUAUCGUUUGGUUCACCCGGUACACAGAUUGAAUUUAGACCGUAUCUUAUAUCUUCGGGAAUCCAGGGCAUGCAUUAUUACGAAGUCGAGAUGCGGUUUGAUACUAUAAUUAUUAUUA
Molecule: messenger RNA, 4352 nt
Organism: Athalia rosae (coleseed sawfly)
Lineage: Eukaryota; Metazoa; Arthropoda; Insecta; Hymenoptera; Athaliidae
Exons: 1
Coding region: 328-1152 (274 amino acids)
Molecular function (GO): protein binding
Source: RefSeq, a predicted model, not a curated record